CUUAUAUUUAGGAACGGAGGGAGUACAUGUGAGCUAAUCAAUUUUCAGGAUAAUACUAGAGAAUUUUCAAUGAUUUUACCUGCUAGUGCUACUACAUGUCGAACUCACAACAGCCUGACAUUUUAAAACAUAAAUUGAUGUCUACAAGAAAGUUGACUGCUUCUGAAGUUGUGAUCAGACAAGGACAGAAUGCUGGCUGCGACAACAAGAUGGAUAUAAUCUUUCUCAAGAGCCUCUCUUUGUCCAUGUGUGCAGGCGCAGGCCGGCCGGCGGACAGUUAAACUAACCUUGUGAGAUGUGAAGCUACGAUGGUUCCAAUAGACAGCAACGUACUGUACGAUGUCCGAGGUACUUGUUGGCUUCACAUGAAAUGGAUGGAUGACAGUGAUACAUCCACUCCACAUCCAAUAUAGUUUCACUGCACCAUCAGAGAUCAGCAUGCACUCCACUAUGGCUGCCACACCGGAGGAGUUGUUGGGCCUCACUGAGCCUGCACCACUGUCCCCAUCCAUCUUCCUCGACCUUCCUCCGCCCCCGACGACCCAUGGUGACUCACAGCAGCCGCAGAACGACCUGGCCCUGGAGUACAUUUCGCGCAUGCUCACGGAAGAGGACAUCGUCGACAAGUUCUUCUACCAGUACCCUGACCACCCAGAGCUCCUGCAGGCCGAGCAGCCCUUUGCCGAGAUCCUUGCCGACACCUCAUCCGACGCCCACGAGUCCUUUGCCGCCUCCACCUCCAUCUUGAUGCCGAGCCAAGGUAACGGCAUGGACUUAAUGGUUUCCGGGUGCCAGGUGCAGUAUCCAGCCUUCUUCUUGAACGGCACAGGCACAGGCACAGGCAUUAUGGAGCCCAGUGGUUUGGUGUUUCCCAUUCCCAGCGAGAGCAGCACCAGAACGGACAUGCUGUCGAGCAUGGCUUUCUUCAAAGGCAUGGAGGAAGCCAACAGGUUCUUGCCCGCAGACAAUGUGAUGGUGGCUGGCAGGGGGCGUAAGAAGAGGCCUGGCAUGGAUGGUGAGGCGGAGGCGGGCUUGGGCAGGAGCAGCAAGCAAAUAACGGCGCUGCCGCGUUGUGUCCAGGAGGAGGAGGAGGAGGAGGAGGAGGAAGCCACCGCGCUGGAGAUGCUGGACCGGCUCGUCCUCAACGGCUACGACGCGCACCCGGGCGAGAUGCAGGAGGUGGUACGCGUCACCUUGGAGGACAAGGAGAACAAGGCAGCAAUUGGCAGGCGCGGGAGGCGCGGGGCGAGGCACACGGUGGUGACUGACCUAGAGACCCUGCUGAUCCGCUGCGCCGAAGCAGUGUCCAGCAACGACGUGCAUGGCGCGAGCAAGCUGCUGGAGCGGAUCAAGUGGCACUCCUCGCCGACGGGGGACGCCAAGCAGCGGCUGGCGCACUACUUCGCCCAGGGGCUGGAGGCACGGCUGGCUGGCACUGGGAGCCGGCUGUACCGAGCGCUCAUGGGGAAGCACACCUUAACCAUUGAGCUCAUCAAAGCCUUCCAUCUGCACAUGGCUGCGUGCUGCUCGAUGAAGGUUGGUUUGCUCUUUGCCAUCAACACCAUCUGCAAGGCCGUUGCAGGGAGGAGGAAACUGCACAUUGUGCACUACGGCAUCACCACCGGAUUCCAGUGGCCGGACUUGCUCCGGUUGCUGGCCAACAGGGAGGGUGGGCCACCGCAAGUGAGGAUCACCGGCAUUAACACCCCUCGCCCUGGGCUCCGUCCGGCUCAAAUAAUGGAGGAGGCGGGGGACCGGCUCAACAACUGUGCUAGGCAGUUCGGCGUGCCAUUCGAGUUCCGCGCCAUCGCAUCCAAGCUGGAGGAUGUCCGGGCUGAGGACCUGCACAUCGACCCAGACGAGGUCCUGGUCGUGAACAGCCUGUACGAGUUCAGGACCUUGAUGGACGAGAGCCUGACCUUUGACAUGGUGAGCCCGAGGGACAUGGUGCUCAACAAUGUCAGCAAGAUGAGGCCAGCUGUGUUCGUUCAGUCCCUCGUCAAUGGACCAUACAGCGCGGCUUUCUUCAUGACGCGGUUCCGCCAUGCCUUGUACUACUUCACGGCCUUGUUCGAUGUGAUGGAGAACACCGUUCCACGGGACAACGACCAGAGACUUCUGGUGGAGCGGGACAUCUUUGCACGCUCCGCCAUUAACAUGAUCGCCUGUGAAGGCACAGACCGGGUGGAGCGCCCUCAGAACUACAAGGAGUGGCAGGCGCGGAACGAGCGAGCGGGGCUAAGGCAGCUGCCAUUGGACCCUGAUGUUGUUCUGAUGCUCAAGGACCAAGUGAAGAGUCGGUACCACAAGCAUUUCAUGAUCAGCGAGGAUCACUGCUGGCUUCUGCAAGGAUGGAAAGGCCGGGUGCUCUAUGCACACUCCACAUGGGCUUCUCAAGUGAUAGAUUGAAGUGCCAAUACAUGCAACUUUCAUCAGUGUUUGGUGGUCUGUUGCAGUACCAGAUGCGUGUUUGCUCCUCUUUUGUACUAGAUGACUCGUUGCGCCAAUGGCGCAAAGGGCGAGAGGGAGCCAAGUAUUGUGAGAAUAUUUAGACACCCAAGUCGAAAACCAAAUGUGGCCAACACUCUCGCAUCCUCUGCUUGGAAGCCGCCUUUUCUCACCGGAUCUAACAUAGAUACAUGAUUCUUCAAGAGCAAAUUUCAGAGAAAAUAUAAAGCAUGGAAGGCUUUAAGUUGUACUAUUGAGACCAUACCACCAUAUCUUUAUUUAGUUUCUUUAGAAAUCUAAAGGUCUAAGAGGAUGGUACAUGUGAGAAGCUGUGAAUCCACAACAAAUUACUAAACUAACUUUCAAACAAACAUUUCAAGUUUGGAAGCCACAAAGAAGCAGCCCAGAUCUCUCGUUGUAGUAGGCUUACUUGCACAUUAGGAAUGCUAGUAGCUUAUUCUUUAUGUAUUCUGGAAGAAAACAAAAAAUCAGACAUUAGAAACGUCCAAGUAGCACCAAAAGAAUAAAACAGGGGAGGUUAGAAAAUACUCAAGCAUCAGGAUGGAUGAGUAAUUAUCAAACAGAGACAAAAGGGAAAAAGAAAAGCAAGAAGCUCCUUCUCCCAUUCUUUUUUGUUCCCUUUCACUUAUAUACAUCACAGCAACACACAUGCA
Molecule: messenger RNA, 3122 nt
Organism: Aegilops tauschii subsp. strangulata
Lineage: Eukaryota; Viridiplantae; Streptophyta; Magnoliopsida; Poales; Poaceae
Product: scarecrow-like protein 9
Source: RefSeq, a predicted model, not a curated record